AUGGCCUCCAGUUUCAGUGUGGGGAAUCACACCAGCUCUAAUCUGAGUGAUCAUUUCUACUUCUACAGCAAGAAUGUGUUUGCUGUCUGCAGUAUCCUCCUCUUGCUCCUGGGCAUGCCAGGAAACAUCUUGCUGCUCUUGGUUCUAAUCCGAGGUCUCUGGAGAAAAAGUGGCGGCCACAUUGCACGCCUGACUGAGCCCCUGUUCAUCAGCAUUGUGGCUCUCGACCUCCUGUUCUUCCUCUCCAAUAUCCCUGUGUUGUUUGCCAGCGCCAUUUUUAAGGAGGGAAAGAUGAGCCACCUGUUGUGUGUCAUCAACCACAGCCUGAACCUGUGGAUCUCCUUUGCUGACUUCUAUAGCAUGGUGGCCGUCUCCCUGCUUCGCUAUGCUGCCGUCAUCCACCCCAUGUGUGUGAUGCCUGUUUCUCCCAAGCAAAUGGCUCUGCUUUGUGUGUUCAUCUGGGUGCUUUGCCUCUUAUUAUCCAUCCCACUUUGGAUUCACUAUGAGACCAUUCAUGCGAAGGGGGAAGCAGCCUGCGUGAACCAGACGGUGGGUAAGGAGAUGAACCUUUACCUACAGCUCCUGGGAGGGGUGGGAUUUCUGCCCCCAUUGCUGCUGAUGAUUUUCUGCUACUCAAGGAUCAUCUCCACCUUAAGGGCUAGGAGGGCACUCUCAAUACACACGGCCUCCAGCUUGCAAGUGAACUGGCGAGCUACAGUGAUGGCUUUGGUCACCAUGGCAGCACUUGUGGCCAUGUGGCUUCCCUACUGGCUGGUGAUCUUCUUUAUCAGUUAUGAGGAGUUCUUAACCACAGCCUCCAAGUACCUGGCUUAUCAUCUCAUCUCCCUCCUGGCCUUUGCCCGUCGCUGCAUUAAUCCCAUCAUCUGCUUCUGUCUCUCCUACCAGUUCCAAGCUAGGCUGAGGAACCUUUUUCAGGGGCUGCAGAAUGGAAAGCACCAACUUGGUGCUAUAUACAAGGGCGAGAUAGAAGUGCUGGGUAGCAUAUGA
This is a messenger RNA of Varanus komodoensis (Komodo dragon), 1008 nucleotides long. RefSeq names its product urotensin-2 receptor-like. Gene Ontology annotation, cellular component: neuron projection; membrane. Lineage: Eukaryota; Metazoa; Chordata; Lepidosauria; Squamata; Varanidae. The transcript has a single exon. Gene Ontology annotation, molecular function: neuropeptide binding; G protein-coupled receptor activity. The record is from RefSeq and is a predicted model, not a curated record. Gene Ontology annotation, biological process: neuropeptide signaling pathway. The coding region runs from base 1 to 1008 and encodes 335 amino acids.